GGCAGAAGGCGGCGUGGAGGACGGCGCGAGAGGGCUCCUCAGGGAAGAUGAGGGGAGCGCAGUGGCCGGGAAGGAGGCGGCCAGAGGAAGAGAUGACAGGACGGAGGAGGCUUGGAGGGUUAGGACUGGGCGGCGGGAGGACCCAAGGCCGGGGAGAGCACGGAGACGAGGGGGUCAGGCUUGGGGCCGCAUCACAGGCGCGGGGGCGGCCAUGGCGACGGCGGCCGAGGAGGAGGACGAAGAGGAAGUGGCGGCUUGGGAGCCGGCCGCCCGCCCAGCUUCGGGGUCCGCGCUCUGGCGCCUGCCGGAGGAGCUGCUGCUGCUCAUCUGCUCCUACCUGGACAUGCGGGCCCUUGGCCGCCUGGCUCAGGUGUGCCGCUGGCUGCGGCGCUUCACCAGCUGCGACCUGCUCUGGCGCCGGAUAGCCCGGGCCUCGCUCAACUCCGGCUUCACGCGGCUCGGCACCGACCUGAUGACCAAUGUCCCAGUAAAGGAACGGGUGAAAGUGUCUCAGAACUGGCGGUUGGGGCGUUGUCGAGAGGGGAUUCUGCUGAAGUGGAGAUGCAGCCAGAUGCCCUGGAUGCAGCUGGAGGGUGAUUCUCUUUACAUAUCCCAGGCUAAUUUCAUUCUGGCCUAUCAGUUCCGCCCAGAUGGUGCCAGCUUGAACCGUCGGCCCAUGGGAGUGUUUGCUGGACAUGAUGAGGAUGUUUGCCACUUCGUGCUGGCCAACUCACAUAUUGUCAGUGCAGGAGGAGAUGGGAAGAUUGGCAUUCAUAAAGUGCAUAACACCUUCACUGUCAAGUACUUGGCUCAUGAACAGGAGGUCAACUGUGUGGACUGCAAAGGGGGCAUCAUUGUGAGCGGCUCCAGGGACAGGACAGCCAAGGUAUGGCCUUUGGCCUCAGGCCGGCUGGGGCAGUGCUUACACACCAUUCAGACUGAAGACCGAGUCUGGUCCAUUGCUAUCAGCCCAUUGCUAAGCUCUUUUGUGACAGGAACAGCUUGUUGUGGACACUUCUCUCCCCUAAGAAUCUGGGACCUCAACAGUGGGCAGCUGGUGACACACCUGGGCAGUGACUUCCCUCCAGGGGCUGGCGUGCUGGAUGUCAUGUAUGAGUCCCCAUCGACGCUCCUGUCCUGUGGCUACGACACCUACAUUCGCUACUGGGACCUCCGUGCCAGUGUCCGGAAGUGUGUCAUGGAGUGGGAGGAGCCCCACGACAGCACCCUCUACUGCUUGCAGACAGAUGGGAACCACCUGCUGGCCACGGGGUCCUCCUACUACGGAGUCGUGCGGCUGUGGGACCGGCGCCAGAGGGCCUGCCUGCACGCCUUCCCACUGACGGCGACGCCCCUCAGCAGCCCUGUGUACAGCCUGCGCUUUACCACCAAGCAUCUCUACGCUGCGCUGUCUUACAACCUCCACGUCCUGGACUUUCAGAACCCGUGACCUGUGGACCAGGGAAGCCAGCUACUCAGGGACUGUCCUGAUGGGAGGUACAGUGAUACCUCCUCCCCUGCCCCACGGUGCCUGAGCUUGUAGACCUGUGACUCCAGCUACAGGCAACUCACGGACUAGGAAUUUGGAGUCACCAGGGGCUCGGUCCCUCUUGGGAACCAGAUGGAGGAAAAAUAUGUGCCACUCUGAGACAGGUAGCCAACCUGGCUAGGCUUUCGGCCCUGUCGGCUCGAACAGGAUCAAGCCUGCACCCUGCCCUGCAGACCCUUGAGCCACAACAGCUUAGCGAGGCGAGGUGCUCAGCCACCCAGCUGCUCUCUUUCUGCCCCUUGCCUGGAAGGAGUGCCAAGGCUGCCAACCUGCCUGCUGGCGCUGGCCCCUACCUCCUCAGUCAGACCCCACCCUUGACCAAAUGCUUGGGCUGGGAACACAUUCCUGGGGCACGGUAGCCUCGUCUUGCUUUGAAAACAAGAGAGGACAAAGAGAACCCGGCAGUCUGAGCCAGCCCACGCUCAGGUUAGCUCCCAAGACAUGCUACAGUGUUCACUUUUGUAGAAAAUAAAGCUUGAUUGUUCACA
This is a messenger RNA of Condylura cristata (star-nosed mole), 2037 nucleotides long. It is a transcript of the gene FBXW4, whose product is annotated as F-box and WD repeat domain containing 4. The record is from RefSeq and is a predicted model, not a curated record. Gene Ontology annotation, molecular function: protein binding. Gene Ontology annotation, cellular component: SCF ubiquitin ligase complex. NCBI's taxonomy places the organism in Eukaryota, Metazoa, Chordata, Mammalia, Eulipotyphla, Talpidae. Gene Ontology annotation, biological process: SCF-dependent proteasomal ubiquitin-dependent protein catabolic process. The transcript has 9 exons. Bases 212 to 1450 code for a protein of 412 amino acids.